AUGAAACUCUCACUCCUACUCCUCCUCAGCGCAGUCUACACUGCAACAGGUACUGCCGCUACAACUACAACUGCUACAGCCGCAACCCACGUAAUCUACUCCUACCCCGGCGUCUCCCCCCCAGCCAGCCUCCUCUCCCUCAUCGCCGCAGGCAAAGUAGGCGGCCUCAUCCUCUUCGGCGAAAACAUCGAUGACAACUUGCCCGCCACCAUCGCCACCAUCCAGAAAACCUACGCCUCGUCCCCGGACUACAAUGGCACCCCGCUGCUGAUCAUGACCGACCAGGAAGGCGGCAAGGUACGGCGUCUGCCCGGCGGUCCGACCCUCUCGGCAAAGCAGGUCGGUCUGUCCUCUGACCCGGCGGCGACUGCCGGCGAGACCGGGACCGAAGCAGCGACGACCCUGGCCCAGUACGGCGUGAAUGCGAAUCUGGCGCCCGUGCUGGGCGUCUAUCGCUCGGCGGGGGACUUUCUAGACGAGUACGGCCGGUCGUACGGGAAUAGCUCCGAGCUGGUCGCUUCGUGCGCGGAAGCCUUCAUUCGCAACCAGCAGGCCCGGAAAGUGAUUGCGACGGCGAAGCAUUUCCCCGGGCUGGGGGCUGCGGGGGCCGAUGCGAAUACGGAUCUGGUCCCCGUGCAGAUCGACCUGGGGCUGGAGGAGUUGCGGCGGGUGGAUGAAGCGCCGUAUCGCGCGGCGAUUGCCGCCGGGGUGGAGAUGGUGAUGGCGUCGUGGGCGGUGUAUCCUGCGUUGGAUGCGAAGCCGGCGGGGCUGAGUGAGAAAUGGAUUCGCGGCGAGCUGCGACAACGGCAUGGGUUCCAGGGGGUGACCAUCACGGAUGCGAUUGAGGCCGGGGCGUUGCGCGCGUACGGCGACGAUGCGGCGAGAGGCGUGCGCGCGGCGCAGGCGGGGAUGGAUCUGCUUCUUGCGUCGGCGAGGAAUGUCACGCAGGGCGAGGCGAUCGUGGAUGCACUGACCGCGGCGCUGGAGCACGGCGAGCUGGAUACGGAGGAGUUUGCGGCCGCGACGGCGCGAAUCAUGGCAUUGAGACGGACGUUACAUGUAUAG
Molecule: messenger RNA, 1065 nt
Organism: Aspergillus fumigatus Af293
Lineage: Eukaryota; Fungi; Ascomycota; Eurotiomycetes; Eurotiales; Aspergillaceae
Product: putative glycosyl hydrolase
Biological process (GO): peptidoglycan turnover; carbohydrate metabolic process
Molecular function (GO): hydrolase activity, hydrolyzing O-glycosyl compounds
Source: RefSeq, a predicted model, not a curated record